AUCAACAAUGGCACCUGCGUCGAUUUGUUUGUGUUGAAUACGUGACAAUUCAUAACAAUUUGGCUCACUCGUAUUUGAAUGAUCACAUUUAAAACAAGGAAAAAUAAUAUAUUGUAGACAAAAUGGGAGUUCCAGCCUUCUUUCGAUGGCUGAGUCGAAAAUAUCCAAGUGUUAUUGUCGAAUGUAUUGAACAGAGGCCAGUCGACGUAGAUGGCCAAUUGGUGUUUGUGGACUCGUCACUCCCGAACCCCAAUGGGGUGGAGUUUGACAACCUGUACCUGGACAUGAACGGGAUCAUACAUCCCUGCACCCAUCCUGAAGACAAGCCACCGCCGAAGGAUGAGGAUGAGAUGAUGGUGGCCAUCUUCGAGUGUAUUGACAGGCUGUUCCGUAUUGUGCGGCCGAGGAAACUGCUGUAUAUGGCUAUUGAUGGUGUUGCACCCAGAGCUAAAAUGAACCAGCAAAGAUCGCGUCGUUUCCGCGCCUCCAAAGAGACGCAAGAGAAAAUUGAGGAAAUAGCUCGCAUUCGCUCCGAAUUGCAAGCUAAAGGGGCGUACUUGCCGCCAGAGAGGCCGAAAGAGGCACAUUUUGAUUCUAACUGUAUCACUCCUGGAACGCCUUUCAUGGACAGACUGAGCAAAUGUUUGCACUACUACAUACAUGACAGACUGAACAAUGAUCCUGGAUGGAAAGGAAUCAAAGUGAUUCUAUCUGAUGCCAAUGUUCCCGGGGAGGGAGAACAUAAGAUUAUGGACUACAUACGCAGACAGAGAGCUCAACCAGACCACGAUCCGAACACGCAGCAUGUGCUCUGCGGAGCUGAUGCUGACCUCAUCAUGUUGGGGCUAGCAACACAUGAGCCUAACUUCACUAUUAUUAGAGAGGAGUUCAAACCGAAUAAGCCACGGCCGUGUGACGUGUGUGGACAGCUUGGUCACGAAAUGAAGGAAUGCACGGGCAGCACCCCAGAGGCUGCGCUGGUUCGAUCAGAUCCAGCGUUCGGUAACCAAGAUAGCUUCAUAUUCGUGAGGCUCAGCGUGCUUAGAGAGUAUUUGGAGAAGGAGCUCCAAAUGCCGAACUUGCCGUUCCCCUAUGACUUUGAACGAGCACUCGACGACUGGGUGUUCAUGUGUUUCUUCGUUGGCAACGACUUCCUGCCGCAUCUACCCAGCUUGGAGAUCAGGGAGGGUGCUGUGGACCGACUGGUCAAUUUGUACAAGAAGUGCGUCUAUAAGACUCGGGGCUGGAUAACAGACUCGGGCGACGUGAACCUCGACCGGGUCCAGGUGAUCAUGGAUGAACUGGGUCGGGUGGAAGACGAGAUCUUCAGACGGAGACACCAGAACGAAGUCAGCUUCAAGGCGAGGGAGAAAGCGAAGAAACAGCAGAAGAUCAACUUUCAACUGCUUGAGAAUACGCAGUUUGCGCCUACCGCAUUAGGAGCCGGCGGUCGGAACACAGUGCAGAACGCACGGCAAGAGGCGGCAGAGAUUCGUAGAGCCGGCAUGCAGGCUGUAGCCGCUCGGGAACAAGAAGAGAACCGUUCCCGCAAGCGUUCAGCGACCCAGGCCGGGUUGGACGAGGACGAUGAUGAGAAACACGACGAGGUGCGUCUGUGGGAGGAGGGCUUCAAGGAGCGGUACUAUGAGAGCAAGUUCGAGGUGGACAGGGAGAAUCUGGAGUUCAGAUACCGCGUGGCGCUCCAAUACGUGCGCGGUCUGUGCUGGGUGCUCCGCUACUACUACCAGGGCUGCGCCUCGUGGAAGUGGUACUUCCCCUACCACUAUGCACCGUUCGCCUCGGACUUUGUGAACAUAUGCGGUCUGAGUACUAAGUUCGAGAAGGGGACGAAACCGUUCCGACCUCUAGAGCAGCUGAUGGGCGUGUUCCCGGCGGCCAGCUCACAGCACGUGCCCAAGCCCUGGGCAACACUCAUGAGCGAUCCGUGUUCACCAAUAAUAGAUUUCUACCCCAUCGACUUCAAAAUAGACCUAAACGGCAAAAAGUUCGCUUGGCAGGGCGUAGCCCUACUGCCUUUUGUGGACGAAGCCCGACUGUUUAAAGCCCUGGAGCCCUAUUAUAAGGAUCUGACGCAGGCUGAAAUACAACGCAACAUCCGCGGGCACGACCGUCUGUACGUGUGCACGGGCAACACUAGCUACGACUUCCUGCUCGGCCUGUACCAGGCUGCUGGAGCUGAUCUCCAGAAGCUGGUGGAUGAGGAGCAGGCCUACCCGUACAGGAGUGAAGGGGUGAGGGGCGAGGUGAUGCUGAGCAAGGACCAUGUUAUUAUUGGCGGGCAACUCCCCUCCCCCGUGGUGGGUCUGCCCCCGGUGCUGGACAACCGGGUGGUGUGUGUCCGGUACCGCGACCCGGACUACCCGGAGGAGUUCGUGUUCCCGGCGCGGAGGCUGCGCGGGGCUACCGAGCCGGCCCGGGUGCUGCGCCCCGGGGACCUCGCCCACCAGGAGAACAGGAACUGGAGGCCGCAGAUCGGUAUGGUCCGUUCCCACACGGUGGCGAGUCUUGAAGCGGCCGGGCAUCGAAUGCUGGGCCACCACCUGUCGCAGCAGGGCAGCUACUCUUCUGUACCACCACCACAGCACAAUCGAUCACACUCCUUCGGGCCUCAACGCAGUGGUUACGUACCACACCAGAACUAUGACCAGAACCAAGGUUACAACCGCUCUGGUUACCAAUCCAACCAGGACAGGUUCGGGAACCAACGCCAUAACCAAAACAGGUAUGGGAACCAGGGUUACAACAGCCAGGGUUCUAGACACGGCCAGAAUAACCAGGGCUACUCGUCGAACAAUAGCCACAACCAGAAUCAAGGUUACGGCAGUCAGAAUCAGAGGUACGGCCAGAAUCAGAAUCAGAAUCAGGGUGGCUGGAGACCUCAGGGACAGAAUCGAGGGAAUUCCUCGUGGCGUUGAUUUAAUUUUUAGGGUGUAAAUAGGUAAAUACGAUUUGGGAUGAACGAGCAGACGGGGUUUCUGUAAGGUUUAUAAAGCUAAAGAUGAUAGUAAAGUUAGAGAUUUAUUUUGACAGACAGUUAUGUUUGUUACAUUGUAACUUUUAUCUAUAAGGUCCACUUUUUCUUUUCUUCUCUACUUGGCAAGAGAUGUAUGAUUACACAGAAUAUAAUUUAAAUUCUAGGAGGUCAAAUGUCAAGGAGGUUUCAUUAGAUAAUCUUUCGAAAAAGAAAUAAAAUGGAAAGAGUAAAUAAUAGAAAUAAUUUUGGUAAUUGUAUAGAGGAUUUUAAAACUGAUAUUAUCAUAAUAUCGACAAAGAAUAUCCCGUCUGCUUGUUUGUUUGCUUAAUAAAAUAAAUGUACAAAUUCACAUUUCCAAGCGUGUUUUAUUACGUAUCAUUUUUUGUUAACAAAAUAAUAUCUUGUACGCGUAUUAUCAUAAUAAUGAAAACUGUAUUUAAGUACCUAGGUAUAUGAGAUUUCUAAGACUUAGCAAGAAUGUUACAGAAAUAACAUGUCUUCAUUACUGUAUUUUUAACCGACUUCAAAAAAAUUGGGAGGUUCUCAAUUCGGCCGGUAUAUUUUUUUUUUCAUAAAAAUGUCAAAAAUUUAGAAAAAUUCGUAAGGUAAUGGAACUGAUUUGAGUUCAUUAUAUAUUACUUCUAGAAGAUUCGGAUUGAAAUCUAUAAAAAAAUGUUACUGACUCUAGACAAUGCACAUUGUACAUUUAUUUUUAUGUAUGAAUAGGUAUAUCUGAAAAACAAUUACCUGGUCGUGGUAAACUUUUUUUGGUAAUUUUUGCCUAGCAGAGAAUUUAUGAUAUUGUAUUUUUUUGUGAUUUGGUUAGUGUAUUGGCCGUGAAGGAAAGUUCAAUUAGAAGGUAUUUUCCAAAUUUUGUAUUAGUAAAAGAUGAAAUUUUUUAAAACGAAUUACAAUACAUAAUAUGAUGUCCAAUAAUUUAUAGUUUCUUAUUGUGAAUUAUAGCCGGAUAGUUCUGGGUUCGAUUCCAGAAGAGAUGUAAAUAUUGGCCUCUAUAAUAUUGAUUUAUACUUGUAACACGUAAUAAAUUAUACAGAUUAAAAGUGUCCCAUUAUCAGGACACAGAACAUCACACGAAAAAUAUUUUUUGCCUAAUUUUCUUUGACUCGGCCUUACAGUAGAAAAUAUUUGCAAUGUUUAAAUUUAGUUUUAAGUGAUAUGUUUAAGUGAUUAGAUAGUUGAAAUGACAUAACACUUGAUUUUAAAACUAUUUCGUUCACAAAUAAAUGAUUUAUAUAUC
Colias croceus (clouded yellow) is the source of this 4253-nucleotide messenger RNA. It is a transcript of the gene Rat1, whose product is annotated as 5'-3' exoribonuclease 2 homolog. The coding region runs from base 123 to 2936 and encodes 937 amino acids. Gene Ontology annotation, molecular function: RNA binding; 5'-3' RNA exonuclease activity. Gene Ontology annotation, cellular component: nucleus. Gene Ontology annotation, biological process: nuclear-transcribed mRNA catabolic process. The transcript has 17 exons. NCBI's taxonomy places the organism in Eukaryota, Metazoa, Arthropoda, Insecta, Lepidoptera, Pieridae. The record is from RefSeq and is a predicted model, not a curated record.